AUGAGCGGCUUCACAAAGUUCCGCGCAGGCCUCACGGCCGCGGGUUGCGCUGCCAUCAUCUUCACCGGCGCCACGUACGGCGCCGGCCUCAAGACACAGAAGGAAUGGAAAGAGGAGAGGAAAAGCUUUUGGGAUUCUCCGUACGAUGAGCAAAUAUCCCUCCUUCUAGGUCAGCGUGGCCGCCUGGUCACGGAGCGUCGCAACUGGGAGAGGAAGCUCACGUACCUGGAGGAGAGGAUAGUGGAGAGGGCCCCGAAGAAGCCCGAGAGCUGA
Molecule: messenger RNA, 273 nt
Organism: Colletotrichum higginsianum IMI 349063
Lineage: Eukaryota; Fungi; Ascomycota; Sordariomycetes; Glomerellales; Glomerellaceae
Exons: 2
Coding region: 1-273 (90 amino acids)
Source: RefSeq, a predicted model, not a curated record